Messenger RNA from Ilex paraguariensis (yerba mate), 354 nucleotides. Lineage: Eukaryota; Viridiplantae; Streptophyta; Magnoliopsida; Aquifoliales; Aquifoliaceae. The record is from the annotation of a GenBank genome assembly.
AUGGAACAGAAGAAAGGUAAGGAGCAAAUUGUUCUAGAGAAUAUACCAGAAGAAGAAGAGGUUGGGCAGAAGGUUAAUGAAGUUGUUUUGGAUCAUAAACAUGGUGUGGAUGACAAUAUUAAUCUGGAAUCAAUUGCUGGAUUGUUUUUGCUCUGUUCAUGUUCUGUUCAGCUAGUUUUCUACGCAUUCCAGCUGGGUUGCUCCUGCCAUUUUGCUAUUGACUGGUCUCACUCUGCUGGGUUGUUGUUGCUUUCUCCAGGGGCUGCUCAACAAGGUUUUUCACGGUUUUAUAGCAGUUGGUUCUUAGCUGGAUUUCCAGCUGAUUUUUCUGUUUUUCAGCUGGUUUUCAGCUAG